Molecule: messenger RNA, 2607 nt
Organism: Angiostrongylus costaricensis
Lineage: Eukaryota; Metazoa; Nematoda; Chromadorea; Rhabditida; Metastrongylidae
Source: the annotation of a GenBank genome assembly
AUGUUCUACUGGUUAUCAAACUGCAAAGCAGUAGAGCUCACGCCUCAUAAUCCAGGUAGGGAAGCGGCUGGAAGGAGUUGUGGACGUCGAGGACGAGGAGUAAGUGUUGCUUGUUCCGUCAUCGUCCCAGAUCGUGAUGAAGCUGCGGAUUCUAUACUCGGAUAUUCGGUUAAGCUUCCGGUCGGCAUAAGACUUAUAAUGUUUGAUGUCAAACUGAUAGUAGACGAAUACAAACUGGAAAAAGUUUAUCGUCCAGUGGAAUACACCGAGUACGAGGCGUGCUUGGAUGUCUCCAAGGGCUUCAGAUGUCCUGUCGUUAAAAAAGGUGGACGAUAUGGUUAUAAGAACGUACUGGUAAAAGUCGAGAAGUACGUGAAAGCAUGUUGUGCCGGUUACUAUCAAACUAAGGAUAAUCUUUGUAAACCCGAAUGCGAACCGCCUUGUAAGAAAGGUCACUGCGUGGCGCCGAAUGUCUGCGAAUGUGAUUCGGGUUACGGUGGGAAGCAUUGCACAUCAACUUGCUCUGUGGGAUUAUGGGGUCCUUCAUGUCAGAGGAAAUGCGUCUGUGAAAAUGGAGCGAACUGUGACCCAGAAACCGGCUCCUGUAUUUGUCCGUCAGGAUUCCACGGUGAGAAAUGUGAAAGUGAAUGUCCUGCCGAUCGCUAUGGACCGAACUGUUCGGAGAAAUGCCUUUGUCAGAACGGUGGACGUUACAUUUUCCGAUGCGACCACGACGGAAAAUGUAUUUGUCUUGACGGCUUCGCUGGGGAGUUUUGCCUUAGCAAAUGUAGUGAGGGGAAGUUUGGUGCCAACUGCGAGUUCGAAUGCGCUUGUAAGAACGGAGCGACCUGCGACGCUGUGAACGGUCGUUGUCUUUGUGCCGCCGGUUUCACUGGGCCGACUUGUGAGGAUAGUUGUGAAUCCGGUUUCUAUGGCAUGAACUGUUCGAAACCUUGCGACUGUCUGAACAACAACGAUUGCGAUCCAGUCACCGGAAAAUGUUCAUGCGUCGGUUGGAUGGGUGAGAAGUGUGAGCGCGGAUGUCCAAAAGGAUAUUAUGGUCCUAUGGCAAUGUGUGAAGAGGAUAUGUACGGGCAAGACUGUUCUAAACAAUGCUCAUGUAUUAUGAAUAACACUGAAUCAUGCGCACCAGGCACGGGUUACUGUAGAUGUAAACCUGGUUUUGCUGGAGACUCGUGCGAACGGAUUUGUUCAAAGCUGUUUUGGGGUCGAGACUGUGCUAACAAGUGCGAAUGCGAUUACAACGUCACAUCAGAAUGUGAUCUGAAUAGUGGUAGAUGCGUUUGCCUGCCUGGUCGAACAGGUUUGAACAGUAACGUAAUCGAAAAUGUGUUAUUCAUAGAUGUGAAGAGGAAUGCCCAGACGGUUUCUUUGGUCUCGGCUGUGCAUUUAACUGCAGCUGUGGAAAGAAUGGCAUAUGCGACAAGAGAGACGGGACAUGUAAAUGUCAAGAUGGUUUCCAUGGUGCUUUGUGCACGAUUUCUUGCCCAGCCGGUCACUUCGGCUCGUCUUGUGCGGCGUGUCAGUGCCGUAACGGAGCCGGCUGCGAUCCGCGACCAAUCGUCUCAGAGAAGCGUUGAGAUUUUUCCAGGUUGGACAGGCGUCAAAUGCGACACGCCUUGUGCUGCUGGAACCUAUGGUCCGCAUUGUUCUAUUGCUUGUCGUUGUAAAAACGGUGGCGAAUGUGAUCGAUUUACUGGUGAAUGCAGUUGUCGUCGUGGUUUCAAAGGUCCGGAUUGUUCUACGCAAUGCGAAAACGGCUACUAUAGUGACGAUUGCCAGUUGGAAUGCGACUGUGCCGGUGGAAGUUGUCAGCAGAAAACUGGCAGAUGUGUUUGCGAGGUGGGAAAGACAGGCGAGAAAUGCUUCUCAGACUGUGAUCCUGGUCGAUUCGGUUACGAGUGUCAGGAAAAAUGCACGAAUUGUACUCGAGACAACGGAUCACCUGCAACAUGUAAUGCAAAGACUGGAGAGUGCUUGAACUGUCCAGUUGGAAAGUCCGGAGCGAACUGUAAGCAUAGCUGUGAUGAUGGCAAAUGGGGUGAAGAUUGUUCUGAAAAGUGUACAUGUGCUGAUGGUCACAAAUGCGAUCCCUGUAAGUGUGCGUCGGAAUUCAAGGAAUGCGAUCCGCAUACUGGUGAAUGUGCUUGUCCAGCCGGAUGGCAAGGUGAUCGCUGUAAUGUGCAAUGCGAGGAUGGUUUCUACGGUCCAGACUGCAUCAAUAAGUGCAAGUGUCGUGGAACAUCGUCAGCUAGUUGUCAUCGUGUCACCGGCGCCUGUCAAUGCCAUCCGGGGUUCACUGGCGAGUUCUGCCACGCACAGGCGGCAAACUACGAUCUUGAGAAAUCCGUACGCUCAGAUAUCCAGACGAAGCAUGGAUACCUGGCCACAGAGUGCGAGAUACUGCUGCAAUUCCAACAGCAACAGGGCAUUGAGAAUGGCUCGCGGGCUGGAGUAAUUCUACUUGCACUCAUCGUCUUCGGUAUUGCAUCGGUGCUGCUCGUCUCGAUGGUGCUGUAUUAUAGGCGUAAGUACAUCCACGAAAAGGAACCCGAAGUACCGACGGUCAUGUACGUGAAUUUCUAA